This is a messenger RNA of Triplophysa dalaica, 2662 nucleotides long. It is a transcript of the gene psen2, whose product is annotated as presenilin 2. Bases 187 to 1500 code for a protein of 437 amino acids. The transcript is spliced from 11 exons. NCBI's taxonomy places the organism in Eukaryota, Metazoa, Chordata, Actinopteri, Cypriniformes, Nemacheilidae. Gene Ontology annotation, biological process: amyloid precursor protein catabolic process; negative regulation of apoptotic process; protein processing. The record is from RefSeq and is a predicted model, not a curated record. Gene Ontology annotation, cellular component: membrane raft; cell surface; dendritic shaft. Gene Ontology annotation, molecular function: aspartic endopeptidase activity, intramembrane cleaving.
AAGAUUGGGAAAAUGCAUAAAGCCGAUCAUCAGGUGACGGGAAUCACAUGGCGAGGUGACGUCAGAACCAGCUGAUCAACAUCACUUCCUGAAUGAAUUUCCCGAUGUUUUGACGGAGACUGUCUUCAAAUCUGUAUCGGAUCAUCCUUCAUUUCUGGGUGUUUCGACUGUGGACACGUUCUCUUCAUGAAUACUUCAGAUAGUGAAGAGGACUCUUAUAAUGAGAGAUCUGCUCUGGUCCAGUCUGAAAGCCCAACAAUACCCCCAUACAGUCGAGAUCACGACAUGUCUCUGCCCCAGGACACAGACACCAAACAGCGACGGCCACUCAGCUCAGGUCCGGAUGAAGCAGGGCAGGUGGAGAGAGAGAGAGCGGUCACUCCUGAUGGGGAGGAAGAAGAGCUGACCCUCAAAUAUGGUGCCAAGCACGUCAUUAUGCUCUUCAUCCCUGUUACGCUCUGCAUGGUGGUCGUCGUGGCAACGAUCAAAUCUGUCAGUUUCUACACGGAGAAGAGCGGACAGCAGCUCAUCUACACUCCUUUCGAAGAGGAUCCAAACAAUGUGGGUCAGAGGCUGCUGUCGUCCUUUCUUAACACCAUCGUCAUGAUCAGUGUCAUCGUUGUCAUGACAAUCAUACUUGUGCUGCUUUACAAGUAUCGCUGCUAUAAAUUUAUUCAUGGCUGGCUGAUUUUGUCUUCCCUGAUGUUGCUUUUCUGGUUCAGCUUCAUGUAUCUGGGAGAGGUGUUUAAGACAUACAACAUCGCCAUGGACUACCCAACGUUAGCAAUGAUCAUUUGGAAUUUCGGUGUGGUAGGAAUGAUCUGCAUCCACUGGAAAGGUCCCUUAAAGCUGCAGCAGGCAUAUCUGAUCAUCAUCAGCGCUCUCAUGGCUCUCAUAUUCAUCAAAUACCUCCCGGAGUGGUCGGCGUGGGUCAUACUGGGAGCCAUUUCUAUUUAUGAUCUGGUAGCAGUGCUGAGCCCGAAAGGCCCAUUGAGGAUGCUGGUCGAGACCGCGCAAGAAAGAAACGAGCCAAUUUUCCCCGCCCUCAUAUACUCAUCUGCUAUGGUCUGGAUGGUUGGUAUGGCAGAUUCUGGUCAUCAGGAUUCAGCCAGUGAAAGACACCCCGGUGACGGCAGAGCUAGGCCACAGCGAGGGGUGGAGUCAGAUGAUGAUGCACCCCAAGGACAGAGGCGAGGAUAUUCAGCAGAAGAGGACCUUGAAGAAGACCGAGGGGUUAAACUGGGACUUGGAGACUUCAUCUUCUACAGUGUUCUGGUGGGAAAAGCAGCUGCCAUCGGAGGAGACUGGAACACCACGCUGGCCUGUUUCGUGGCCAUUCUCAUUGGACUGUGUUUGACACUUCUCCUGCUGGCCAUUUUCAAGAAGGCCCUGCCGGCACUACCCAUAUCCAUCACGUUUGGUCUUGUCUUCUACUUCUCCACUGACAAUCUGGUACAGCCCUUCAUGGACAGCCUGGCGGCCCACCAGUACUACAUCUGACAGAAUCCCACUGGGUUACAGAAGACUUUUUAAAAGCCCUCCAGUUGAUGUGUUUAAACAAGAUGAAGACUUUUUUUUCACUUUCAUGAAUCUGAGCAGGUUUCAGUCUUAUUUGAAGCUGUUGGUGCUUCAAGCAAAGCUAUUACGGUUAUGAAGUGGUCAAAACAGAGCAGCUUUUUCAAAUGCAGAAUAGUUUCACUAUUUCACGUAACUUAUGAAAAGGUAAACGGGGGUGCAAUGUUACUAGCAUUCAGACAGGUGUUUGAAAAAUAUCGUUUUCAUAGUAAAUUAUAUACAUAAAAUCAUUUUUAAAAUAUAAAACGAAAAGAUUGUUUACAUAUGUGGCCUGUUCCCAGCUGGUGUGUGAAAGUGCAGUAGGUCUGCCAGAAGAUAAAGCUUUAACGUAUAAUAAACCGACGCAAACUUACAUUUGCUUUGCAAAUAUUCUUUUUUUAGUUAAAUAGCCCCAUGGAUGUGUACCUAUUGUUUACCAUAAUAUUUGUUUUAAAUCAUAUUUGUUAGCUUUGGUUAGGUUACUGUUUUUAAUGUGGAUGAAAGGCACAUUCAAAUCAGUUCACAAGUUUAAAUGUGGUCCUUUGUUUACAAUAAUCUGGAAAUUCUUUGAGACAGUCAAUAUCAAAUUUUGCUAACUGGGAAUUAAUUCAAGAACUUCUAGACUGACCAAUAGUGGAGCUGGCGGCUCAAAUAUAUUGUUGGUCCCUUUGUUGUUGUUUUUUGUGCCACAAUGGAGUAGCAGUGAUAUAGUUGCAUAAACCACAGACGCUAGAAACAAAAAUGUCUCACACCAGUUUGGGGUCGUAAGCCGGUCAUGUAUUUUUGUUUUUUAAUCAUGCUAUGUUUAUAAUUUUCCCAUUAUCUUAAGGUUUAACCCUAGUAUAAAACAUUUUGAAUGAAGUAAAAGUUAUUUAUUAUGAUUAAUGAAUAAUUUCUCUCAAAAAAUGAAAGCUCUGAGAUUGAAUUAAUGUACUGUUCUUUUUAUUAGCAUUAAAAAAAAAUUCUGUCUAAGAUACUGCUCUAUGAAGAUAGAGAAAUGUAAGUUAUGGUUGCUUUAUAUAUAUAUUUAGAUAUUUUGCUUAUACUGAGUGAGUUUCAACUUUAUACUGAAGAAGUUAUAUUUACUAAUUAAAUUAAUGAUUCCAAA